AUGUUGAUUAUGAACCAGAGACAUCAACCGCCAGAUUAUUUAGACCAGAAACAUCGGUUAGUGGACAGUAUCGCCAUGGAUACUCAACUGAAUAUGGACCGGGAAACUCGAGCAGUAGGCAAUAUCGCCAUGAAUACUCAACUGAAUAUAGCCCGGAAAUCUCGAGCAGUGGGCAAUAUCGCCAUGGAUACUCGACACAGUCACAUUAUGGGCCAGAAACCUCGAGCAGUGAAAGCCGCCGUGCAUAUUCUACGUCUGUUCCAGACAAGCAAGACAAUACCGGAUAUACUGAGCACUUACCUCAAUAGGCAGCCUGGCUGCGCAGCCGGGCUGCGCAGCCAGGCUGCCUAG
Molecule: messenger RNA, 351 nt
Organism: Parnassius apollo (apollo)
Lineage: Eukaryota; Metazoa; Arthropoda; Insecta; Lepidoptera; Papilionidae
Source: the annotation of a GenBank genome assembly